AAAAUUUAUUAAUUUGGUUCAGUUCAACAGUUCAAGGAUAUUAUUUCAGUGAAUUAGAAUUAUUUGUUUACAUUUUGAAAUUACUAUCAUUAACAUUCAUUUAUUGAUUAGAGAAAAACAAAGUGAUCGAAGAAAUUCAAAGACAAACCAUAACACCAGCUAACCAUAAUGAGUGUCAAGGGAUUCUUUAAAAAUGUUCUUAACCCUGAUGGAAAAACUGAAGAGCAGGAAGUGACAGCUUCUGGGGCAGCAGCAGCUGGAAUGAGUAACUUUCUGUCAGGCACAUCGAAAUUUUUGGAUUCUGUACAAACAAAAAAGAAUGGAUUGAUCAAUGACUUAUCCAGUAAACUGACUUCAUUCAAGAUACCUGGUGAUCAGUCAACCAAUGAGAAUGUGAAAAAAACGAAGAAAGUUAGAGAUCCUGAUGCUGAAGAUGAUGAUGACAGUUCUGCCAGUGAGUAUGGAGAUGAUGGUGAUCGCCCAAUGUAUGCUGAAGUAGCACCCGUAGAACGACAAGUAUCAGUUGAAAGUGUUGAUAGUCUACCGGAUGAUGAAGCUGAAAGACGUAAAGCAGAUAUUCGCGCCUUAGUCUCCAAUCUACUACAACAAAGCUUGAUUAACGAGAAAGUGGUGAAAGAUUUCCGCAAUUUCAUUAUGAGACACAGUGGUCGUUCAAGAUUUGCCAAAGAAUUGAAAUCUCAGACCAAGGGAAUGAAAGCGGUUUCCAAUCAAAUUCUUGAACAGUUGGCCUUAUUCAUUGGACCAUUGUUGAAUCAAUGUAACGAAAAUGAAGACUAUGCACCAGCAUACAUAAUUAUGCAAUUAAGUUUUACUCUAUACCAUGAAAGUGUUUCUUCCAAUGAAAUUGGUGAACAAAAGUAUCUUUAUGUUUCAUUGAAAGAUCAGGUGAUAUGGCAAUCAAUGCGAUUUUGGAAUGCUGCAUUUUUUAUUGCACUACAAAAAGAACGUGCUGAACGUCAAGCGUAUAUAGUUCAUGAAGGUGAAGAUACAAUGAAGGUGGAAAUGAAUUUUCAAAAUGACAUCGCCUACACUCAGUUAAGCAAAUUUCUCUGGCGCAUGUACACACUUGGAAUAGGACAUGAAGUGUGCUUGGAUUUUCUGCGCAAACAAGCCAGUGCGACAAAUUUACCUGCUGAAAUGGUGAAGACGAUUCAGAGAAAUGUUCAACAUUGCUUUGAAACAUCUGAUCAUAAUCAAAUUGAAUCUUAUCGACGGUAGACAUAAGAUUGAUAAAUAAAUCAAAUACCUAUUAUAUUUAUUUAAUGAUUUUCAUUCCUAAAGCAUACUGUUAUAACUAACUAUGAAGGUUUUAUUUUGUGUACUACUCACGCUGAUUAUCUAUUCAUAACUAAAAGUUGGAGAAAAUCUUUCUGUUUAUCUAUCUAUGUUUAAUGGACACUUAUAUUUCUGUUCAUCUUUUGUGUUUCUUCCGGCUACAACUUUGCUUUAUCACUGAUCCAUGUUGACUAUUUAUUUGUUUACGUUUAUUCAAAUUGUUUUCAGAACUAAUCUCAUCAGUUAAUCGAUCUGUCUGUCUAUGUGAGUGUGUGUGUGUGUGUUUGUGUAUGUGUCCCAUUCCACAUGUGGUUUGAUUUUGUUUUGUGACAAGUUUAUAUUUUCGCUUAAUGAUCUCAUGUGAUUAUAUUUUGCUUUGUUCUGUAAGUUUUGUCAUCGAAUUGUUCAUUUGUCAAUAGAUGGAAUUCAUGAAUAAGAAUGUCAUAUUUCUUGUUUGCUUGAAUGUUUUGAAAGAAAAUCCAACACCAAAUGUUAACCUGGAGUUGUAUAUUCUUUAAUCAUUA
Molecule: messenger RNA, 1820 nt
Organism: Heterobilharzia americana
Lineage: Eukaryota; Metazoa; Platyhelminthes; Trematoda; Strigeidida; Schistosomatidae
Source: the annotation of a GenBank genome assembly